AUGUUACCAUCUCGAAAAUCCGAUCUCCGAAAAUGUCGAUAUUGUUCACAUUCCCGCCCUUUGAAUCAAAUGAAACGAGUAACAGAUGAAAAAGUGGAUUUGGAUGAAUGGAUUCGAAUUCUUGGCAAAAAAUUCGAGGAGAAUAUCAAGAAGACACAGACCAAUUUCAUUUGUCGAAAUCAUUUUGAUAUUAUUGAUUGUGAUGGAGUUGCACAUGGUUUACCAAGUCGAAUGAAAGAUGAAAAACAAAUGGUUGGAGUUUGAUUUUUGGGAGGGAAACAUGAGAUUUGAAAAUUGUGACAUGGAAGAGAUCAGGUUCAAAAAAAUAUAAAUUUCGAAGAGAAAAAUAAUUUCUUUAAUUUUCUCAUUCAAAAUUUUAAGCUCUAAAAACGUUCCCGAAAAAUGAGAUAUUUUCUAUAAAAAAAGAAUUCUCUGGUUCUUUUUGUUUGCAUUUUUUUUCAAAAAUGUAAUAUUAUUCGAUUUUUCAUUGCAAAAAAGUUGCAAUAUUUCCAGCAGCGCAGAAAACGAGCAAACGAAAAAUCAAAGUGCCGUUAUUGCGACAAAUCGUGCCCUCGAAAAGAAAUGCGUCGAGUUACCGAAUGUCAAAGGGAUUUGGCCGAAUGGAUUCGAAUUCUUGGACCGAAAUUCGCUGAAAAUAUCAUGAAAUUGAGGACGAAUUUCAUUUGCAAAAAUCAUUUCAAGCGAUUUGAUUUGGAAGGACGUGCAAUUGGAAUGCCUUUUAGAACGAGUGAUGAAAAAUUGGAAGAAGUUGGAAAAUUGGGGGAAGAUUUUGAGGAAGAAGAAGAGGAGGAAUUUGAAGAUGAUAUGUAUAUGGUAUGAUUUUGUUGUUGAUUUUUGGCACCAAAAGUUUCUGAAUUCGAAUUUUUCAGAGCGAAGGUGACAGCUAUUUGGCUCAAAAUCUUCCAACAACUUCUCGAGAAGCAGAAAAAGAAAAUGAAAAUCAGAAUAAAAACCAAUUUUUGGUAUGUGAUUCUACUCUACUAAUUAAUUAAAAUUCCCAAUUUCUUCCAGGGAACAUCAAAUUUGUUGCCAGUAAAACUAAAAAUCGUCACAAUUGCUCAAUGCCGAAUUUGCUCAAUUCGAGCCGAUCAAAAAGUGAUGAGAGAAGUGCCGAAAAAAUGUGCGGAACUUUUUCGAUGGUUCGAGAUUUUGGGCGAGAAUUUUGUGGAGAAUAUUGUCGAGAAUUCAGCACCGCAUUUCAUUUGCUCAAAUCAUUUGAGAGAUUUUUGCAUUUGA
Caenorhabditis angaria is the source of this 1257-nucleotide messenger RNA. NCBI's taxonomy places the organism in Eukaryota, Metazoa, Nematoda, Chromadorea, Rhabditida, Rhabditidae. The record is from the annotation of a GenBank genome assembly.